Messenger RNA from Prunus armeniaca (apricot), 417 nucleotides. Lineage: Eukaryota; Viridiplantae; Streptophyta; Magnoliopsida; Rosales; Rosaceae. The record is from the annotation of a GenBank genome assembly.
AUGGCUCCAAAGAAAUCAAAACUCACGAAGGUCUCUGCUGACGCCCCUGAUUGGAUUUCUGGGCAAAGUGCAGCAAAGCAUGCUGAAGAAUUUCAAGCGGUUCUAGUGCAUGAACAAUCAAAGAGCUCGGUAAGAUUCUACUCCCCCUUUCCCCUUAGCCUGAGAGGUCCCUUCAAGACUCCAUUUUUAGGUCCUCACUAUCACCAGGUCAAACCUGAGAGUUUAUUGGCUCUAGACACUCAGUUGGUUCGAGUGCCAUUUCCGUACGAUCUGCAAGACAUAGAUUGGGGGUCAGGGGAGACGAAUUUAGAACGGUUGGGUUCCAGCCCUGAUGUGCCUCUUUGUAGAAAAGGCUUAUAUUCCGAUAAUCUUGAACUAUACAGGAAUACAAUAUUUAUACAGGUAUUGCUCGGGUAA